GCGCGUUUCGAUGGCUAAGGUGUUCAGAGCGUUUUUCUUCAAAUCUCUUCUCUUCUUUUGGUACCGUUUCCUUCUCAGGCAACUUAAUAACCUCCUAGGCUUUCAUAGAUCCAUUGGCACCAAUGCCUUUCCAUCCCAAUUUAAAUACCAAAAGUACCACUCCCUGGCUCACAGAUCAGACCUCACCGAUCAUACCUUAAUCUUUGAUGUGGAAGGAACUUUGUUAAAAUCUUCUUCUUUGUUCCCCUACUUCAUGCUCGUAGCCUUCGAGGCAGGAGGGCUCAUAAGAUCCUUUGUCUUGAUUCUGCUGUACCCUUUCGUCUGCUUAGCUGGACCCGAGAUGGGGUUGAAUAUAAUGGUGAUAAUAUGCUUCUUCGGGAUCAAGGCAAAGAGCUUCAGAGCGGGAAGGGCUGUUCUGCCAAAGUUCUUGUUGGAGAACGUUGGUUCAGAAAUGUUCGAAAUACUGAACCGAGGCGGGAAGAAGGUGGCGGUCAGUAAUUUACCUCAAGUAAUGGUGGAGAGUUUCUUGAAAGAGUAUCUGGAGAUUGAUCUUGUGGUGGGCAGACAGCUGAAAGUGUUCUGUGGAUACUACGUGGGGUUGAUGGAAGGCAGAAAAAUUGUAGCGCCGCACGCUUUGAACCAAGUUCGGGAAGGUCAAGGACGUGCCGACGCCAUCGGCAUUUGGGGCUUCAACAAGUCUCUUGAUUCCGAACUGUUAUCUCAUUGCAAGGAAGUUUAUUUGGUGAUGGAAGCUGACAAGAGAGGCUGGAAAACACUGCCAAGAGAGAAGUAUCCGAAAGCACUGAUAUUCCAUGACGGUAGACUGGCCAUGAGACCUACCCCAAUGAAUGCGGUAGCGACGUUGAUCUGGUUCCCAUACGGGCUAGUCCUCGCCAUUAUUAGGAUCUGCAUCGCGUUAUCGCUCCCGUAUCACAUAUCAACUCCUCUCCUGGCAAUCACUGGCCUGCGGCUGACGACUUCAAAGCCCAAAACGUGCAACAAAGAAGAUGAUGGUGAAUGCAGUGAUGGGAAUCAUCGCCAGCUUUAUGUUUGCAACCACAGAACAUUGCUGGAUCCUCUCUACCUGUCGUUUGCGCUGAGAAGAGACUUGAUCGCCGUGACAUACAGCCUGAGUAGAAUGUCGGAGAUACUGGCGCCCAUCAAGACCGUCCGAUUAUCGAGGGAUCGCAAUGAAGACGCGAAGAUGAUGAGGACGUUGCUGAGACAAGGGGACCUGGUGGUGUGCCCAGAAGGGACCACUUGCAGAGAGCCAUAUUUGUUGCGGUUCAGCCCUCUGUUUUCAGAAAUGAGCGAUGAAAUAACUCCCGUCGCUGUUGAUUGCCACGUCAGCAUGUUCCACGGUACGACUGCCGGAGGACUUAAGUGCUUGGACCCACUUCUGUUCCUCAUGAAUCCUUCCCCCAUCUACACCGUCCAAUUGCUGGACAAGUUGUCCCGCUCCUCCACCGCCCUCGAUAGAUUUAAAGUGGCUAAUCAAGUGCAGUCUCAUAUCGGGAUGGCCCUCGGAUUCGAGUGCACCAUGCUCACCAGAAAAGAUAAAUACUUGAUUUUGGCCGGAAAUGACGGCCUUGUUUCUUCCGCCAGUGCUACAUCUAAAUCGUAAUCCUGCAUGCCCUGUAACAUUAUUAAUUUACCUGUACCAUGGAUACUUGCCAUGACAAGGCAUAUAUAUAUAUAUAUAUAGCUUAGUUUGGGACGGAGGGAGAGAGAUAGAACGCCUUUCUUUCUUCUUUUCCUUGUGUUGAUAUUUUUUGUACCCUUUUAUAUAUCUUCCUGUCUUGUAAUAUAUAUCACGCGAAU
This is a messenger RNA of Prosopis cineraria, 1821 nucleotides long. RefSeq names its product probable glycerol-3-phosphate acyltransferase 3. Bases 11 to 1624 code for a protein of 537 amino acids. Gene Ontology annotation, cellular component: membrane. The record is from RefSeq and is a predicted model, not a curated record. Gene Ontology annotation, molecular function: phosphatase activity; glycerol-3-phosphate 2-O-acyltransferase activity. Gene Ontology annotation, biological process: cutin biosynthetic process. The transcript has 2 exons. NCBI's taxonomy places the organism in Eukaryota, Viridiplantae, Streptophyta, Magnoliopsida, Fabales, Fabaceae.